ACCAACAAAAAUAGCCAAAUAAUCGAAAAAAUCGCUAAGUUGGCAGCACUGCUUGUUUGUUGCCAUCUUGUUGAUUCUACCUUUGCGGCAUCGGCGCCUUUGAAGUCUUUUUUUAUUCCCUGGUGUUGAAAAUUGUUUACAUUGCGCCUAUCUCCGAGAAGGAACUUGCGCCGGACAGUGAACUCCACUUAAGAUCGUGAUGUCGGGCACCAUACUUGAAAACCUAAGCGGAAGGAAACUCUCCAUAUUGGUGGCCAGUCUCCUGCUUUGCCAAGUUUUUUGCUUCCUGCUGGGAGGUCUGUACGCCCCCCUGCCCGCCGGUCAUGUGACCGUACUGGGGUCACUGUGCCGCGAGGACCACACCCGCCAGAACGACACUAGCUUCCUGCUCUACUCUCGAGGAGCUGGCGCCUGCAUCCCUGUGAGUCGUGAGGAGGUGGAGCGGGACCCCAUGAAGAUGGCCAACGAACUGGUGCAUGUUUUUCAAAUGCCGUUGCCCCGGGAUUUGCGUGACUUGGACUAUUCGCGAUGGCAGCAGAAUCUCAUCGGAGUUCUUCAAGUGGAGUUCGGAUAUGAUUCCACGUCGGAACUGCGCGAACCACCGAAGGAACUGCAGCUAACCAUUGACAUGCGACUGGCGUACCGCAACAAGGGAGAUCCCGAUCAGGCCUGGAAACUGUACGCCCACGGAGUGGAGCAGCGUUAUCUGGACUGUGUUACCGCACACGUUGGACCCACGGAGACGCUCUAUUCCUGCGACAUGAUUCCCCUAUUCGAACUGGGCGCUCUGCAUCACAGCUUUUACCUGCUCAAUCUGCGCUUCCCAUUAGAUACACCUCGACAGAUGAAUUUGCAAUUUGGCCACAUGCACGAUCUCACCCUAACGGCGAUCCAUCAGAACGGCGGCUUCACACAAAUCUGGCUGAUGCUGAAGACGGUGCUGUUCCCGUUUGUGGUGGGAAUUAUGAUUUGGUUCUGGCGUCGAGUCCAUUUACUGCAACGUUCGCCUGCUCUGCUCGAGUACAUGCUGAUAUACCUGGGAGGCGCUUUGACAUUCCUGAAUUUGCCACUGGAGUACCUGUCCCUGGUAGUGGAGAUGCCAUAUAUGUUACUUUUGAGCGAUAUCCGUCAGGGGAUCUUUUACGCUAUGCUGCUCUCCUUCUGGCUGGUAUUCGCCGGAGAGCAUAUGCUCAUCCAGGACGCACCCAAUAAAUCCACGAUCCGAUCGCGCUAUUGGAAACACCUUUCGGCGGUUGUUGUCGGUUGUAUUUCCCUGUUCGUCUUUGAUAUUUGCGAACGGGGCGUACAAUUGCGUAAUCCUUUCUACUCCAUUUGGACCACGCCCCUUGGUGCCAAAGUAGCCAUGACAUUCAUUAUUUUAGCUGGAGUUUCAGCAGCCAUUUACUUCCUUUUCCUUUGCUACAUGAUCUGGAAGGUGUUUAGAAAUAUUGGCGACAAACGCACCUCACUUCCGUCCAUGUCACAGGCACGUCGUCUGCACUACGAGGUUCAUUUUAAAGGCCUCAUCUAUCGCUUUAAAUUCUUGAUGCUGGCCACUUUGCUGUGCGCCGCUCUGACUGUUGCCGGAUUUAUAAUGGGACAAAUGGCCGAGGGCCAGUGGCAGUGGAACGACAACGUUGAAAUCCAGCUGACUUCAGCUUUUCUGACUGGCGUCUACGGCAUGUGGAACAUCUACAUCUUUGCGCUGCUCAUCCUUUAUGCCCCCAGUCAUAAGCAAUGGCCAACCAUGCACCAUAGCGACGAGACUACACAGUCCAAUGAGAACAUUGUCGCCUCUGCUGCCAGCGAGGAGAUCGAGUUUAGCCAUCUACCGUCCGACUCCAAUCCCAGCGAGAUCUCCUCUCUCACCUCGUUCACCCGCAAGGUGGCAUUCGAUUAAAUUUCAGCUCCUUGAUUUCGAUUUCGAAGAAGGUUGUGUGCCAAAUUGAGAUCACAAUUAUGGCCGGCAGCCGAACGCUCCAAGUGUGUGCUCAAUAUAUAUUAUUGGUAGACUUAGUCAGUAGCAUUUCUUGCCUAGUUUUGCAUUCUCUGCAAUCGACAACAUGAUCAGCAUUAUAAAUUAUCAUCAUUAGUGGAUAGAUUGUAGCUUCUCUAUCAGCAUGCUCAAAGUGUUUACGAUUUUAUCAAUUGUAUUUUUUACAGUAUUAUCUAUUGAAGUCCAAUUUCUUAGGUCGUAAGUUUUUAUAUUUAUUAUAUAACAUUUUACACACAUUAACAUAUUAGGAUCCUCAGACAGAAUCAUAAGAGCAAAAAGUAAUCAUUGUCCUUUAAACUUUUCAGUUAAAAAGGCAAAAUUGUCCAUAGAUUACCUUGUGUCCUUAGGAUUUGUAUUUAUUUUGCUUCUAAUAUACGAAUCGACCCGACUUUAUAUUUAUCUAUCCAUCACAAUUUUUUAACCAAAACGUAGAGCAAUUUCUCACUCAAGUAGCAAUGCAUCGAAUAAAAAGCAAUAUUGAAAA
Molecule: messenger RNA, 2480 nt
Organism: Drosophila ananassae
Lineage: Eukaryota; Metazoa; Arthropoda; Insecta; Diptera; Drosophilidae
Gene: wls
Product: protein wntless
Exons: 2
Coding region: 200-1900 (566 amino acids)
Biological process (GO): Wnt signaling pathway; intracellular protein transport; Wnt protein secretion
Cellular component (GO): organelle membrane; endomembrane system
Molecular function (GO): Wnt-protein binding
Source: RefSeq, a predicted model, not a curated record